Molecule: messenger RNA, 891 nt
Organism: Mesoplodon densirostris (Blainville's beaked whale)
Lineage: Eukaryota; Metazoa; Chordata; Mammalia; Artiodactyla; Ziphiidae
Gene: CD80
Product: CD80 molecule
Exons: 5
Coding region: 1-891 (296 amino acids)
Biological process (GO): positive regulation of T cell proliferation; negative regulation of T cell proliferation; T cell costimulation
Cellular component (GO): external side of plasma membrane
Molecular function (GO): coreceptor activity
Source: RefSeq, a predicted model, not a curated record
AUGGAUCACACACUGAAGUGGGGAACACUCCCACCCAAGCGCCCAUACCUCAAGCUCUUUCAGCUCUUGGUGCUGGCUGGUCUUUUUUACUUCUGUUCAGGCGUUAUCCAGGUGACCAAAACAGUGAAAGAAGCAGCAAUGCUAUCCUGUGAUUACAACAUAUCCACUGAAGAACUGAAGAGAGUUCGCAUCUACUGGCAAAAGGAUAAUGAAAUGGUGCUGGCUGUCAUGUCUGGAAAGGUGAAGGUGUGGCCCAGGUACGAGAACCGCACCAUCACUGACGUCACCAAUAACCUCUGCAUUGUGAUCCUGGCUCUGCGCCUGUCGGACAAUGGCACCUACACCUGUGUUAUUCAGAAGCCUGAGAAAGGGUCUUACAAACUGAAGCACCUGACUUCGGUGAAGUUAAUGGUCAGAGCUGACUUCCCUGUCCCUAGUAUAACUGAUCUUGGAAAUCCAUCUCCUAACAUCAAAAGGAUCAUUUGCUCAACCUCUGGAGGUUUUCCAAAGCCUCACCUUUCCUGGCUGGAAAAUGGAGAAGAAUUAAAUUCUACCAAUACAGCACUUUCCCAGGAUCCUGAAACUGAGCUCUACACGAUUAGCAGUGAACUGGAUUUCAAUAUGACAAGCAACCACAGCUUCGUGUGUCUUGUCAAGUAUGGAGGCUUAACAGUGUCACAGACCUUCAACUGGCAAAAAUCAGCCAAACCAGCCCCUUCUGCUAAUCAGCUCCUGCUCUGGGCCAUUAUUAUCUCAGUCUCAGCAUGUGGGAUUUCUGUGAUCGUUGCAGUAACACUAACAUACCUGUCCUGCAGACAUGCUGCAAGAUGGAGAGAGAGAAGGAGGAAUAAGGAGAGCAUGGAAAUGGAAAGGAUCUCCCCAUCUACAUAG